AUGAAUUAUUUUUAUGGACAGAAUAUACAGAUUCUUUUGUUAUUUAGAGCAGACAGAGAGACAAAGCAUCUGGAAUAUGCAAGAACCAAAAACACCCAAAGAGUCACUUCCAUAAUAACCCGAUAUAACCCGAAUUACUCCUUGCUUUCCUCUAUUCAUAUUUACCAUCCAUGCGGCAGACCAGACUAUUCAGAAUGCACUAGUAAGAGCACAUAUAUUCGCAAGAAACCACAGAACAUGCAUAUAAUGAGUAUAUUUUCAUCUGAAAUCACUAUAUUAUAUACUACUUAUAACUAUCCAUAUACUACUACUCAAUGA
Nematocida ausubeli is the source of this 318-nucleotide messenger RNA. RefSeq lists its product as uncharacterized. The coding region runs from base 1 to 318 and encodes 105 amino acids. The record is from RefSeq and is a predicted model, not a curated record. The transcript has a single exon. Lineage: Eukaryota; Fungi; Microsporidia.